GCAAAGAAGUGUAGGCAGGCACGAGGCAAAUAUGAACUUACAAUUAGAUCAUACGACGACCUUCCUGUUUUGUGUUUUGAUGAACUAAAACUUUAACUUUCUUCCUUUCACGAAAUUUUAAUUAUUUUUUUUAAGUUUUACCUGUUUAAAAAUUUCUAUCUUUUCGUCAGUUUAAUUGCCGACGUUCUUUGGAAAUCAACAAAAUCUAGAAAGAUGGAUAAAAUAAGCCUCCAGAUCUCAUCUUUAACGUCAAUUUCGUCGUCGACAAAAGGGAAAUCGUCUUUGUCGCCCCCAUCGAGGAGAUCGUCUUCGUCCACUGCACUGACUGAAUUUAAAGUACCAGCAGAUCAUCCACACAAAAAGAAAAAGGUUUUAGAAGAGGACAAAUACGUUGAGGAACUGGAAAAGAUAAUCCAACGCGAUUUUUUCCCCGAUUUGGAGAAACUCCAGGCGCAGAAUGCAUAUCAUAAUGCUGUUGAAAAUAAUGACAUUCACAUGUUGAGAGAGCUGUAUUCGAAAUAUUCGUUCGGAGCAACUCCUCGCUUGCAUGACAAGUCCAACCGUAAUACCCCAUCCAGUUUUGAAACACCUACACCGUCCGGCUUGGGAAUGGGAAAACAGGGCCAGAAAGCUCCCGAUCCAGGAGAGUCUACACCAACCCACCUUCCCAUGGCUCCGAGACCCGGGGAGGAUGCCAAAUCCGUCUCUUCCAAGAGUGCAAAUGAUUCUACGACCUCCUCGAUAAGUUUGAAUACGUUUUUGGCCAAGUAUACUUCUGAAGAUAAUCAAAGUUUCCAAGAGAUUUUAGAAAAUUCAGAAAAGAAACAUAAAAUCAAGUAUUCCUGGUUAUACGGCAAGGAAGACGAGCAUGCUGAAAAGUUUGCCAUAUCAAAUGCUUUACCAUCGAUAGAAAGCCAGGCGGAAUAUGAAAAACCACUCUCUGUAGAUGGGUGGACGUACAAGAAUUUAAAUUAUUUGAUGUACACUCCAGACGGAGCACCAUAUACUCCUGAGGAACAAGUUCAGUUGGCUAAAAAGGUUCCCAAAGUAUUUUAUAAAAAUACCAGAUUUGAUGAAGCACCUUUCAAAGGGGAGACCUCUGGAAAAUCUGGCACACCUUCCACCAACUUGUUGAAGAGACCGUCAACGAAAAUAGGGGUGGACGGGAAAGAAAUUGAGACAGAUACCCCAAAGGUUAAUGGGUUUUCUUUCGUGCGAACACCAUCACCCACUCCUGGUGUAGAAGAGUCACCCUUUCUAACUUGGGGAGAAAUCGAAGGAACUCCGUUUCGCCUUGACGGGGCUGACACAAUCCCUGUUGACAAUGCAACCAAACCAUACCGCAUGUUGGAGACAACCAAAAGGGAAAAAAUUGCAAUGCAACUACAGGAAAAAGUGUCUGAACGAUACCGCGAUCGGAAAUUGAAAGCCAUUGAAACGGCGAAAAAUAAUCUUGCAUCGCCACGACCACGAAGUUCACUGGAUAGGCUGAGUACAAUGUCCCCUGCUGCUCGUCGCCUAGUUGGUAGCCAUUUUGGAAGCUUAAGAGAUAAAACCCUAGCAGCGUCAUAUACGCCAAAGCCGUCAACCCCCAAAGUUUUAACUCCCGCAUCUCUAGCUGCCACACCUUAUGGUAAUAGUGGCUCAUCAUUUAUUCCCACGCCAACACCACCACGCUCCACCAGAACACCUACGCUAGGACCGUCUUCGUCAUCCAAUAAUUCAUCAAAUCACAAGAGAAGAGCGGCAGACUUUUUCUAAGCAUUGUUAUUUUUUGUUAUAAGUAUGUGAAAUUAUUUAUAUUUACCAAAAAAUAAUAAUAUGAUAAUGGAAAUGUAUUUAUGAGAUGAUGUCACUUCAUAUACAUAAUUUUGAUUACAAUAAAAUGCACACACAUAAUAUGAGUA
Folsomia candida is the source of this 1907-nucleotide messenger RNA. It is a transcript of the gene Es2, whose product is annotated as splicing factor ESS-2 homolog. NCBI's taxonomy places the organism in Eukaryota, Metazoa, Arthropoda, Collembola, Entomobryomorpha, Isotomidae. The coding region runs from base 214 to 1761 and encodes 515 amino acids. The record is from RefSeq and is a predicted model, not a curated record. The transcript has 7 exons. Gene Ontology annotation, cellular component: catalytic step 2 spliceosome.